Australozyma saopauloensis is the source of this 2142-nucleotide messenger RNA. RefSeq names its product mRNA-binding ribosome biosynthesis protein (gene NOP4). The record is from RefSeq and is a predicted model, not a curated record. NCBI's taxonomy places the organism in Eukaryota, Fungi, Ascomycota, Pichiomycetes, Serinales, Metschnikowiaceae. The coding region runs from base 1 to 2142 and encodes 713 amino acids. Gene Ontology annotation, cellular component: nucleolus. The transcript has a single exon. Gene Ontology annotation, molecular function: mRNA binding.
AUGCUGGAAACCAGCGAAACCACAAAGGCUCCUGAAGCCAAUCAACCAAAAUCAUUAGAGAGCUUGGAUAGAAGAACGCUCUUUGUUAGGUCGAUUCCCUUGGAUGCCUCAAACGAAGACCUUUCCGAGUACUUUUCUCAAUUCGUGCCAGUGAAACAUGCGGUCAUUGUGACGGAUAGCGACAAAAAGUCUCGCGGCUUCGGUUUCGUUUCAUUCACCCUCGAUGAUGAUACACUCACUGCUUUGGUAGAGGCUAAGAAAAACAAGUUUAAGGGCCGGUUCCUUAGGGUAGACAUAGCCAAAAGAAGAGACCGUAAAGACGGUGAAACCAAAUCCGAACAACCUGUGCAUGAACCUGUUGAGAAAAGAAAACCACGUUUGAUUGUCAGAAACUUGCCAUGGUCAUGUGACGGUGAGCGGUUGAAGAAAGAGUUCCUCAAAUUUGGAGGAGUUCACUCAGCAUAUAUCCCCAGUCAGACUGGAGGAAAGAAAAAAGGUUUCGGAUUUGUGGUAAUGAACAAGAAGGUUGCUGCUGAGCGUGCUGUUCAAGCGUGCAAAGGGUUGAAAAUUGACGGCAGAGAAGUAGCUGUAGACCUUGCAGUAGAGAAGUCGAAGUGGGAAGAGGCUAACAAGAAUCAAUCUCAAACCGAAGUCAAGACUGAAGUGAAGGAUGAAGCUGAUGAAGACCUUGAUGAUAUCGAGGCCGAAGUCAAGGAUGAGGAGAACAGUGAUGUUGACGAAGAGGAGGAUCAAGACGAGGACAACAAAGACUUCAACGAUCUCAAUGGUCAAGACUCAGACGCUGAGCUCGAAGAUGACGACGACGAGGAAGAGGAGCAAAAGGUGGAAUACAAGAAAUCUAACAAACAAGAAGCGUUUUCUGUGUUCGUCAGAAACAUUCCAUACGACGCAGACAAAGAAUCGCUCCAGGAACACUUUUCCCUGUUUGGUCCCGUUAAAUAUGCUCUCCCGGUCAUUGACAGAGCCACUGGUGUCGCUAAAGGAUCUGCUUUUGUUGCUUUUAAGACACAUGAUGCGUACGAAACUUGUCUCAGAAAUGCUCCUGCUGCCUCCUCUACCUCAAUGUUGAUUUCAGAUGAUGUGGCUCCAGAGUAUGUAUACCAGGGUCGUAUUCUCUCUAUUGCAUCGACUGUGGAUAGAGACUCUGCAAACAAAUUGGCUGAGAGAAACUCCGUCAAAAGAAAGGAGGCGCUCGGCUUUGACAGCGGUGACAAGGACAGAAGAAAUUUGUACUUGUUGAAUGAGGGUAGAAUCACCGAGAACUCCAAGCUCGCUCAAUUUAUUUCAAAAGCCGAUAUGGAGGCUAGAGAGAAGUCUUACAAAUUGCGUGUUCAACAGUUGAACAAGAACCCUACUUUGCAUUUAUCUUUGACUAGAUUGGCGAUUCGUAACAUUCCACGUGCCAUGACCAACAAGUCUCUCAAGGCACUUGGUAGAAAAGCCGUUGUUCAAUUUGCCACUGAAGUGAAAGAGACCAAACGUCAACCAUUGUCCAAGGAAGAAGUCAACCGUUCUCUUAAACAUAAACUAGAUACUGAAGGUGAGGCUCCCGCUAAAGAAGAUGAAGCCGCCAAGAAGAACAACAAGAAAUUGGGUGUUGUUAGACAAGCAAAAAUCAUCAUGGAGGUGAAAGGAAGUGGUGAUAUCGGAAGAAGUAGAGGCUACGGCUUCCUUGAGUUCCGUGACCACAAGGCAGCAUUAAUGGGUCUUCGUUGGUUGAACGCACAUGAGGUAUCCGAUGAAGAAAUUCUUGAAGGUAUGACCGAUGACGAAAAGAAACAAGCUCGUCUUGAGGGAGCAAGCAAACGUCGUUUGAUUGUGGAAUUUGCCAUUGAAAAUGCCAAGGUUGUGAAGAGAAGAAGGGAUCAGAAAAUGAUUGCACGCCACGGAAAGAGAAGCCGUGAUGAAGGCGAUGAGGGCGAAGAACAAGAGACGGACAGACAGUCAAAAAAACAGAAGAGAAAGGGUCCUUCUAGAAAAGGAAACAUGAACAAAGGUCCUAAGGAACAGAAGAAGCCCGCAGGAGUCGCAGAAGCUGCAGAGAACAAGAAGUCCGGCCUUUCUGAUGGCGUUAAACACGUAAUUGCCAGAAAGAGAAAGAACAGAAAGGGUAAGAAUUAG